Messenger RNA from Triplophysa rosa, 2986 nucleotides. RefSeq names its product shisa family member 3 (gene shisa3). Bases 620 to 1477 code for a protein of 285 amino acids. The transcript is spliced from 2 exons. The record is from RefSeq and is a predicted model, not a curated record. NCBI's taxonomy places the organism in Eukaryota, Metazoa, Chordata, Actinopteri, Cypriniformes, Nemacheilidae.
AUUUCGCGUUCCCAGGGUAACAGGACGCGACAUUACCACCUACAUGAAUGCGCACGUCCAGCCAGGCAGCUGCGUGCGCGUCAUAGAAACGGAGUGAACGCAUGGGUGAGCAUCUCCGGAUAAACUCACAAGUGCGGCACAUGCAGAGGAGAUGCGCGAGCUGCGGACAGCUCUCUACUUCAACCAAUACAUGAUCGCUCGCAAACCGCCGAACUAAUUGGAGAACAAUUGCACGUUUUACCAGUCUUUUAGGUAUUUAAAACUUGUAACUGACAGUGUAAUAUUGUUUACAAUUGAUGCAUAGCAAAAAAUAGACUAAAAUGUCAGUAAACUAGUGCGGAUGAACGGCGGAUAAAUCUUUUUCUUUUCUUUAAAGUUUAAAUCUCCGCUGGAUGGCUACUUUCAACUAACUUUGCUCCGAAUGUUGGAUAUGGAUAACAGUCCUUGGAAUUGACUCCAGUCUUGUUUAUCAUGACUGCAAUAAAUCAUAUGCGUUACUGGAUUACUUUUCCAAAUCACCGCUAUUUGAUUUAAAUCUGAUUAGGAUACCAAGACGCGCGUUUGUGGCGCGCACUCAGUUUUAAGAAUAGACUUCAUCUACCAUCUACAUCUCGCCGGUAUGGUGCGCUUGUUGAACUGCCUCUUGUUGGGGUAUCUUACGUGGAAUCUACGGAUAUCGGAUGCCCAGGGAGAGUACUGCCACGGAUGGCUGGACACCAGUGGGAAUUACCACGAGGGUUUUCAGUGUCCGGAGGACUUUGAUACUAUGGACGCGACUGUGUGCUGCGGGACCUGCGCGCUGCGCUACUGCUGCGCGGCCGUGGAUGCGCGCCUGGAUCAGGGGACCUGCACGAAUGACAGAGAAGUGGAGAAUAACACUCAAUACGCUGCCCAGCCCAUCUAUGUGCCCUUUCUUAUGGUGGGCUCAAUCUUCGUGGCGUUCGUGGUUGUCGGUUCUCUAGUGGCCGUGUAUUGCUGCACCUGCCUGCGACCCAAACAGCCCACCCAGCAGCCGAUCCGCUUCUCACUGCGCAGUCAGGGCGAAACCAUUCCCAUGAUCCUCACCACAGCUCCGCCCAGUCUCCGGACACCAUCCCGGCAGUCCAGCACGGCCACCACCAGCUCCAGCUCAGCGGGGGGCGGGAGCUCUCUCCGUCGCUUCUCUCUGGGCCGGGUCGAUGGGCAGUGUUCUCAACAGCAGCAGCUCUUAAUGGUCUCCUCUUCCUCAUCCUCGACUCCAGUUUCAGUGGCUCCAACCCAAGCCCUGCUCCUCCCACCACCCCCACCACCCUACAACUCCCAACAGGGCAGUAACUCUCUCCAGCACCCACACAGCCACGGUCAGUUACAGCUGCACCACCAGAGCCUACACCUGGCACAGAGCUCAGGGUUCCUCUUGCCACAACAGUACUUCUUUUCCCUACCCCAAGAUCCGUUUUCUGGGAACAAGGGCUUUGCGGACUUCAGCCAGAGCUGACCUGGGGCUUGUUGGUUGCUGGGAAAUGCAUAAACGGAGAUGGACACCAAAGAGCCAGACUUUUACAAUGGUGUUGUUGUAGACUCAUAUUACAGGCCCGAUACAUCUUUCAGCGAGCGAGAUUGGCACUUGUGGGACUGCAACUGGAAUUAAAGAGAGCUGUGUGGGUGCUCCAGGCAGCUAUGACUGGCUAGAUAGUCGAGCUUGAGGUAUGGCUUUGCAGUAACGCAAAGAACAAAAUGUUGGCUGGAAUGAGACAAACAUUUAAGUCUUGGAUAGCAGAGCAUACGAUACUAGAACUUGGAUGCUUACUUCAAAGCACAUACGUCUACUAUUCAUCAUAUCUCUUAUGCACUUUCGGUCUGUUUACAUGAUAAAGAGUUCUCUAAUGUUGGAAAAUACCAGUCUUAUGUGACAUCUUGCUGGAUCAUUAAUUCACAAUAAGGAAUUGUGAAAAAAUGUUUCUCGACAAUCUCAGCCCCAUUUUAGGGGUAGGGCACACAAACAGUGCCUUCUAGGAAAUGGUGGAUUUCUAGGAAUGCUUGUUGCUUGUAUUUUCUGAUAGGAUCAGAUUAAAGAUUUAAUUACAAGACAAAGAUUAUUUUGUCCAAGGGAAACAGGCAAAGCGCUUGUUUAUUAUAUUUGCUUCAUAAAUGGACACCACGGACCACAUUCUGUUCUUAACUUCAAAUGAAUGAAACACAGCUAUCGCUAGGACAGUUUCUAUUUUCGAUGUUCUGGUGAAAGCUUCCAUUUUGUAUAAUUUGUAACAAUCUGAAAGCCAUUAUCGACUUACAUUGGCAAAACAUUUUGUAUUUGUUAUAUUUUAUGGGCGAGGUUUUGUAAAUGGCCGUGUGUUUAUAAAUGUACAGACCACCUGGAACGACAUCAUGGGGUAGCAGAGGGGGCCUUUAACUAAGUAUUAAAUUCACUAACCAACAGUGUUUUCAAGUUAAAUUAAACCAUUUUUUCCCUUUGACCUGUGGUUCUUUUGACUAAUCGCUUCGUUACAAAAACAGUUUUCCCAAUAUUUCAGAUCGAAAAGGAUGUGGAUGACACAUUUAAAGAAACCUUAAAGAAAUCACUUAAAUAAAAACGUCUAUUAAGAAUCAAUUACAUUCCCAAAUCCUGUUAGUCAGAAUGGGGAAAUUUUAGUCAUUCUUACAUAUGGAGUCUUGAAUAUGUCUAGGCACACAAUCUCUGGAUAGAUUUACAAAUAACCAACAUAAAUCAACUGCUGUUAUUGGAAUAACAAUUCUAUUACGUCACUGACCAACAUCACAGUGAUGAUAUAUUAUAUAUCAUAACUACAACAGUGAUGCCAUCUAUUUAAAUAGUACUGACAUAUCACUGCCUUUUUCUGUUUAGAUUGAUGUGAUCAUUUAGAGUAGCGAUAUCAAAGAAAUUUGACUGAAAAUUCUGCACAACACAGAUGAUAAAUACAGUACUAUGGUACUAGUAUAUUCCUAUACUUGACUGCUGUAUUCUGUAUCAGAGAGUAAAAGCUAA